AUUCCAAACCUUAAUUGGUAGACAAACACAAAAUAGUACUAAUGGGCCUAGCGUUAAGUAGAUUAAUUUUUAGGCCCAGCCUACUUAACAUGUCAUUAUACAUACAAGAGUGAGACCACUCUUUAAUAACCACUCGACUCCUAUCCUUUAUGACUUGUCUCCAGAAAUCAUGUGUAUACAAAUCAGUGAGACGAUUGAUUUGUUUUUACUCGCUCUCAUCACCGUUGGAUCUAUCAUCACAGUGGCUUAUGUUUUCCGAUCAAAGAACAAGAAUUUACCGCCAAGUCCGGUUGGUUUCCCGGUGAUCGGACACAUCCACCUUCUCAAAGAACCUAUUCACCGUUGCCUCCGUGACCUCUCCCAAAACCUCCGCAGCGACGUGUUUUCUCUCCGCUUAGGCUCUCGUCGUGUCGUGGUUGUGACGUCAGCUUCCGCGGCGGAGGAGUUUUUAUCUCACCAGAACGAUGUCGUUUUCGCCAACAGGCCUCCGGCUACUUUAACCGAGAUCAUUUCUUACAACUACACGGUGUUUAGCUCAGCUCCGUACGGCGAACACUGGCGGAGACUCCGACGUUUCUGCACCGUUGAUAUCUUCUCCCCUGCUCGUCUCAGAGACUCGUCUGAGGUUCGUAGAGAUGAAGUGAGAGCUCUGCUUCGGACCAUUCACGUAGCGACAACAACAACAUCAAGAUCAAGAAAUGGUUACGUGAGAGUGAGUCUUAGACCAUUGCUUUCUACGCUUACGUUUAACAUCUUGAUGACUAUGAUCGCCGGAAAAAGAGAGCAAAACGAGGAAGCUAAGAACGUUCGUGAGCUUAUUAGAGAUGUGUUCGAGCUCGCCGGUGUUACUUACGUCGGAGAUUUUCUCCCGGUUCUCAAGAUGUUUGAUUCCGGUGGAUACAUAAAGAGAAUGAAGCAGCUCUUUGCGAAACUCGAUAAGUUUUUUCAAGAUUUGGUCGAUGAGCAGAGGAGAAACAGAGGAAAAACAGAGUAUGAGAAUACAAUGAUCGCUCAUUUGCUUACUCUUCAAGAUUCAGAACCUGAGUAUUACACAGACGAUAUCAUCAAAGGACUCGUAGAGGUGCUUUUGCUAGCUGGUACAGACACAACGUCGGUGACGUUAGAAUGGGCAAUGGCUAAUCUCUUAAACCAUCCAGAAGUGUUAAAGAGAUUGAAAAUGGAACUAAACGACGUUUUGUUAGAAAGGUGUGUGUUAGAGGAAUCAGAUGCAGCCAAGUGUACUUAUCUCAAUAAUGUGGUCUCAGAGACUCUUCGUUUGUAUCCGGCGGCACCGUUACUUGUUCCACACGUAUCAUCCGUUGACUUUAAAGUUGCUGGAUAUGAAAUUCCACGUGACACUUGGUUACUAGUAAAUGCGUGGGCUAUUCAGAGAGAUCCUAAGGUAUGGGAUGAGCCUGAGUCUUUUAAGCCGGAGAGGUUUGAAUCAGAGACCCAUCGUGGUAAGUUUUUGCCUUUUGGAAUUGGUAGGAGGGCUUGUCCAGGUAUGGGCCUUGCCCAACUUGUAUUGGGUUCGGCUUUAGGAUCGUUGAUCCAAUGUUUUGAUUGGGAGAGAGAUGAUGAUGUGGUGGUUGACAUGUCGGAAGGAAAAGGUCUUACCAUGCCUAAAGCUGUACCUUUAGUUGCCAAAUGCAAGUCUUUACCAAUCUUGGACAAAGUUGUUGUUUAACUGAAUCACAUUAGCUUCCACAUUGCAAUACUACUACUUUUUGUAAUGUUUCAAAUAAAUUUCAGUUUUAUAGUUAAAAAGAAACUUUUAAGUUAAAUUU
Molecule: messenger RNA, 1787 nt
Organism: Capsella rubella
Lineage: Eukaryota; Viridiplantae; Streptophyta; Magnoliopsida; Brassicales; Brassicaceae
Product: cytochrome P450 81D1
Exons: 2
Coding region: 170-1687 (505 amino acids)
Cellular component (GO): membrane
Molecular function (GO): heme binding; oxidoreductase activity, acting on paired donors, with incorporation or reduction of molecular oxygen, NAD(P)H as one donor, and incorporation of one atom of oxygen; iron ion binding
Source: RefSeq, a predicted model, not a curated record